AUGAAGACUAAGUAAUUAACUCAUAGUUUAGUAGGCAUUCAAAGUAUCAUCUAAGAUUAAACUACAACCUCUUCAACCUAACCAGCCUCAGGGCAGACUCUAUCAGCAAACCCUGUUAAGCAGUAAUGUCUAGACAAUUUGUCGAAAGUUUUUAACGAUGAUACACUGGUCGAUCCACCUAAAGCCUUCCAUGCCUAUAUAAAUGACUUUUGUCUUAAUCAACUACUUGAGAUCCCAAGUAAAUACUUUAUAAUUAAUUUUCAUUUAAAGAUGCUGUCAAAGCCUCUACCUGUUACUACUCAGGAUUUUUCUUAACAAGAUAACUUGCCAAAAAGAACUCAGUUUGUGACUGAAUUAAAGCACAGUAUACAAGAACAAAAGGAUUUCGACUCUACUUGCUCUAAUCUACUGUAAAACACUUAAGGCCUAAACUCUUGGUUUGACCCUAUUGACCCCAUGGUUUCAAUAAGCUAACAGGAAGUCUGCGAGAUUCAUAAAAAGCUGUUUAACCAACUCGCUUCAAUAGGGAUAAGCUCUCUUGCAGAAUAUGUCUCAUUUUCUUACUUGGUGAUUCUAGAUUUGUAUUUGAAUGCUAACCAGCAAGAAGAUUAUGAGAGUUGUAUAAAUGCUAAGGUGAAUGCAUCACCUAAAGACACUUGCCUAACUCUUAUCAAAGAUCAUCCAGUUUUCUCAAUCUGGUCAUCUACUUAGAAAUCAGAUAUUUGUGAUGAAGUCGCCUCAGGGAUUGCUACAGCAGUUGCUGUUGAUGAACUUACAGAUGGUUGUGCAAUACAGGAAGCUAUUAUCUACAAAGGCUAUGAGUUCUUUAUUAACAAUGAUUUUUCUACAGUCUUCCAACACUAUGAAAAACAAAUUUUCGCUUCUCUCGAAGCAGAGAACAAAAAGACUAAGUACUCCUCAAGUAUUCAGUAGCAGUUAUCGCAGACUAAUAAUCGUUCAAAGUAAUGA
Stylonychia lemnae is the source of this 969-nucleotide messenger RNA. NCBI's taxonomy places the organism in Eukaryota, Ciliophora, Spirotrichea, Sporadotrichida, Oxytrichidae. The record is from the annotation of a GenBank genome assembly.